This is a messenger RNA of Schistosoma turkestanicum, 201 nucleotides long. Lineage: Eukaryota; Metazoa; Platyhelminthes; Trematoda; Strigeidida; Schistosomatidae. The record is from the annotation of a GenBank genome assembly.
AUGUCAUCAAAUACCCGGGGGAACAAGAAUCAAGCACAAAUAAAUCAAUUAGUUUAUACUAGCCAGUACAGAAGAUAUUGGAUAUUGUAUGCGCGAAUUUUAAAACGUGAGCGCUACAACAUCAUCUGCGUUACAUACCAGUUUUUGUUCCUACUUAAGAGAUUUUGUAUCUCUUUUGGAAGUUUUGUUAACUUCUCGUAA